CGCAGUCGCCCGCUGCCGCCGCUGCCGCCGCUGCCGCCGCCGCCGCGGGUUGCUGGCGAGCCACACCGGCCCGCGUCACCGCUCUGCGCGCUCCCUGCACCUCCCCGGCUGCUUCAGCCCAAGAAAACGAAACCCAGGCGGCCCCGGCACCCGCGAUCGCGCCGACGUGGUGCUGUGAGGGCCGUGCUCGCCCUGCGCUCGCCGGGCGCGGACUCCAGAGCUGUGCGCACCGCGCGGGCGGCGGCUGAACCGGCACGGGGAGGGCGCGGGAGCCGUAAGGCCCCGGGACUUCGGGCGGCUGCUGCGCGGCCUUGGCGGCGUUGGCCCUUUUCCCGCUCGCAGUUGGGUCGCGGGCCCGGCCGGUGAGCCGCGCGCAAUAUGGGCAGAUGCUGCUUCUACACGGCGGGGACACUGUCCCUGCUGCUGCUGGUGACCAGUGUCACGCUGCUGGUGGCCCGAGUCUUCCAGAAGGCGGUGGACCAGACGAUCGAGAAGAAUAUGGUGUUGAGAAACGGUACCGCGGUCUUUGACUCCUGGGAGAAACCCCCUCUACCUGUAUACACCCAGUUCUAUUUCUUCAAUGUCACCAAUCCAGAGGAGAUCCUCCGAGGAGAAAUCCCCAUAGUGGAAGAAGUGGGGCCAUACACCUACAGGGAACUCAGAAACAAGGCAAACAUCCAGUUCGGAGGGAAUGGAACCACCAUAUCUGCUGUCAGCAAUAAGGCAUAUGUUUUUGAACGAAACCAAUCAGUUGGCGACCCUAACGUUGACUUGAUUAGGACAGUAAACAUUCCUCUGUUGACCGUUGUGGAACUGGCCCAGCUGCCCCUCCUCCGAGAGAUCAUCGAGGCCAUGCUCAAAACCUACCAGCAGAAGCUGUUUGUGACCCACACCGUGCAUGAACUGCUCUGGGGCUACAAGGAUGAGAUCUUGUCCCUCAUCCAUAUUUUCAAAUCUGACGUCUCCCCUAACUUUGGCCUGUUCUAUGAGAAAAAUGGAACUAAUGACGGAGACUAUGUUUUUCUAACCGGAGAAGACAAUUACCUCAACUUUACAAAAAUUGUGGAGUGGAAUGGAAAAACGUCGCUGGACUGGUGGACCACAGACGAGUGCAAUAUGAUCAACGGGACAGAUGGGGAUUCUUUUCAUCCGCUGAUAAGCAAGGACGAAGUCCUCUACGCCUUCCCGUCUGACUUCUGCAGGUCGGUACAUAUAACUUUCAGUGGUUUUGAGAGUGUGGAGGGAUUACCUGCUUUUCGGUAUAAGGUGCCUGCAGAAAUACUAGCCAAUACCUCCGAAAAUGCUGGCUUCUGUAUACCCAAAGGGAACUGCAUGGACUCGGGAGUGUUGAAUGUCAGCAUCUGCAAGAAUGGUGUACCCAUCUUCAUGUCUUUCCCGCACUUCUACCAAGCUGAUGAGAAGUUCGUUUCUGCCAUUAAAGGCAUGCGCCCAAACAAGGAAGAGCAUGAGACAUUUGUGGACAUUAAUCCUUUGACUGGAAUUAUUUUAAGAGCAGCCAAGAGAUUCCAAAUCAACACUUACGUGAAAAAACUGGAUGAUUUCGUGGAAACAGGAGACAUUAGGACUAUGGUUUUCCCAGUGAUGUAUCUCAAUGAGAGUGUUCUCAUUGACAAAGAGACUGCAAAUCGAUUGAAGUCCGUGACUAACACGACUCUGAUAGUCACCAACAUACCCUACAUCAUCAUGGCACUGGGCGUGUUCUUUGGCUUGGUGUUCACAUGGCUUGCAUGCCGAGGACAGGCGUCCAUGGAUGAGGGAACGGCAGAUGAAAGAGCGCCCCUCAUACGAACCUAAAUGAACUUACCUGUCGCCUGAGCUUGGUGAGAGAACAUGUGAACUGCCCUGAUCUGGACCAGGACAGGGAAAACCCUGAAUCCUCCUCACAGGCUCCUGGCCUGUCAAGAGGAGGGAGAAGCUGAAAUGCUGGCAAGUGAGGAGAGCUUCCUGGACGGAGGGCAGUGGGCAGGGUGACAUGACCGACCGGAAUGCUUUAUAGAAUCAUGCCUCUGAAAUUGUUCUAAUGUGUCUAGGAAGUAUCUAAUAAACUUGUGUAGAAACUUUGUGGUUGGGCUCUGGGAGCUGCAGGAUUUUGUGACCCCCAUUGUAGAUACAAAGUCUGCAUCGCUUGUUAACGUUAGUUGUUGGCCUGACCUGAUUCAGUAUGCUUCGUUCUCCAAACUGUGUUCAAAAUAUAUAUACAUAUGUAUGUAUGGCUUCCUAUUCUCCGUUCAACUCCUUCCACGAGAGAAAGCAUGUAGCACCAGGGUAAAGUGAUAGCUUCAUAUGAUGCACCACACAAACGUGUCUGCUUCCCUUCUUGGAGACAUCACAUGCUGCAUUUCGCUCUACCCUCCAGUGUGUCAUCCCUUCAGGAAAGUAACUGUCUUUGGACUAUUCUAGAGUGGGCAGGAGUCACUCGGGAGAGGGCUUGGGUGGGGUGGUGUCUGUAAGUAGAUAGCUUUGAGCUUCUGAGGAUUUUGAAGUUUUGCUUUUGUAGAGCAAGCAGAUGCCCCAGCAACGUUGGUGAGGGUAAGUCAGACAGAUGGUCCAUUUAGACUAGAGUUCAGUGUGAGUUAUAGCAUUUAUAGGCUAACUGCUAGUUUCAGUCCAAGCUGGCUUGAUGGAGAUGCGUCUGGGAGAAUGGAGUCAAUAGCUCGUAUGCCCCCGGCAUCUACCAAAUAGGAUGGUGAUACAGAAUGACUGCCAAAUACUGAAUUUGUAUUUGUAAAACUAUAAAUGUCUCAAAGUCCAUCUGCCCAUAGCUUAUGUUACAUACAGAUCCAGGAAGGCAUUUUGUCUGGACGAGACUUGGAAAAUUUUGAAUUCAUCCCUUAGAUUUAGUCCCAGCCAGUGUUUUGUGGCCCACCGUCACUCACUAAGUGCUCUCUGCUUCCUGUGACAAUCACUUUUCUGACAAGUGUUUAGAGUGUUAGACAGGAAGUUCUUCAGAUGAGGUGUCUGGAAAGGAAGCCAGCUACUGCUUCUCUUCAGAAGGUCCCUGAAGGAGAGCGGCGUCACAGCCGUCAGACCUCAGCCAUCGUGGAGGGCACUGUCUUUGAUUCUCAGAGCCCGCCAUUGAUUUUUAAUGAGGAACCCUAUAUGUUGGCUGGCCAACCUCUUAUAUAAUUUCAUGAAAACUGAAUUUCAAUGUAAACAAAAAAAUUGUAAAAACAAACAAACAAACAAAAAAAACCCUGAGAUUUCAUAUACAUAUUUGGAGGUAAAAAUAUUGCUUUAAUAUACAGGCCCAAAUUUUCCUUUCUUGACACUAAAGCAAUAUGUGAUGUUUCCCUUCUUUUUUAUUUUGGGGUUUUGAGACAGAGUCUCUCUAU
Molecule: messenger RNA, 3353 nt
Organism: Onychomys torridus (southern grasshopper mouse)
Lineage: Eukaryota; Metazoa; Chordata; Mammalia; Rodentia; Cricetidae
Gene: Scarb2
Product: scavenger receptor class B member 2
Exons: 12
Coding region: 379-1815 (478 amino acids)
Biological process (GO): protein targeting to lysosome; receptor-mediated endocytosis
Cellular component (GO): lysosome; membrane; cytoplasm
Molecular function (GO): scavenger receptor activity
Source: RefSeq, a predicted model, not a curated record